This is a messenger RNA of Cydia splendana, 5239 nucleotides long. RefSeq lists its product as uncharacterized. Bases 92 to 4852 code for a protein of 1586 amino acids. Gene Ontology annotation, molecular function: protein serine/threonine phosphatase activity; cation binding. Gene Ontology annotation, biological process: peptidyl-threonine dephosphorylation. The record is from RefSeq and is a predicted model, not a curated record. The transcript is spliced from 15 exons. NCBI's taxonomy places the organism in Eukaryota, Metazoa, Arthropoda, Insecta, Lepidoptera, Tortricidae.
ACUUCAUUUUCUUUUGCUUGCUAACAAGGGAUUGUUGAUCGAUUGUGUGAUAAUAAUAGUUUAUUCUGUUGACCUAAAUAGUUUUUUGAAAAUGGGUGAUAAAGAAGAUUAUUUGACGACGUACCGUGUGUUUUUUGAAAACUUUGCGGCGACAGUGAACCCUGAGGAUCAGCUCCCCGUGAAUAUCGCGGGCUAUACCAUCACGGAGAGCGAGCUGCCGGGCGAAGUAUUGUACUGGACCACCCAGUAUUUAUCAGAGAAACAAUGUCCCUCGGCACUAUUGACCCCGCUGCUGCGGAUAAUCCUCGACGAGGUCCGCGUGGCGUCCAAGAAACAACCCGCAGAGUUUGGAUACAAAGCCGACGAGUCUGUAUACGUAGCCCUCCGCCUAAUGCAAGCCGUGACGGCCCGAGUCAACGACGUAUGCCUCCGCUACCUGGACAACUCGCGGCUGGACUCGCUGCCGCCGCCGCCCGCGCCGCACCUGCAGGAGCUGCGCACGGUGUCGGCGGCCACCAAGAACUCCAGGCGCGUCAUGGAGGACAGGCACGUCGAGAUCGGCAACUUGGAGGCGCUGUUCGGUAUUGAGUGCACAAAGCCAACGGCCUUCUACGCCGUGUACGACGGGCACGCAGGCUCAGCCGCGGCCACCUACUGCGCCGCGCACCUACACCAGUACCUGGUCGAGAGCCCGCACUACGCCACCGACCUCCGCAAGGCACUUAGAGACGCCUUCCUUCGCACAGAUAAUGACUUCAUCUGGAAGAGUAACCAAGAGCGAGCCUGCGGCGGCAGUACGGCCGUGGUGGUGGCGGUGCGCGGCUGUCAGCUGCACGCGGCGUGGGCCGGCGACUCGCUGGCCCUGCUCGCCAAGCGCAUGCGGCUCAUGCAGCUCGUGCGCCCGCACAAGCCCAGCCGACAGGACGAAAAGGAUCGAAUACAAGCGGGCGGCGGCGCCGUCAUGUUCUGGGGCACGUGGCGCGUCAACGGACAGCUCGCCGUCUCCAGGGCUAUUGGCGAUGCUAUGUACAAACCCUACGUGACCGCACGACCAGAGCUCGCGACCGUGGACCUAGACGGAGAUGAAGACUUCGUCGUCGUGGCCUGCGACGGGCUGUGGGACUUCGUCAGCGAAGACGAGGUCGCGCUCGCCGUGUACAGACAGCUGGCCGCAGAUCCAGAUGACUUGAAGGCAGUGACGAAGCGGCUGAUAGUGCAGGCGAAAAGGCAGGGCUCCUGCGACAACAUCUCCAUAAUCGUGGUGUUCCUGAAGGACCCGCGCGACAUAGCCGCCGACAACCGCCCGCCCAUGGAUCUUGGGCUGGACAACGCGUUGGUGAACGCGUCGCUGCCGCCCUUCGCUGUGGACGCGGACACCAAGCACCACGGCAUGGACGGCGCGACGGCGGAGUGCGGCGAGCCCGAGGGCGAGCUGGCCGACAACGGCGUCGACAACUCGGACAGUGACAGCGAGGACCUCGGCCCGGAGACCGCGGUCGACGCGGACGAUCUGGACGCGGAGGCCAGGAACCACGUCGCGCCGCCGACACCUCCAGCUCACACAGUGGAGGCGAGCCACAUCGACGGUGCCCUGGCGGAUAAUGUAGCUGAGAGCGGCGAGGAGUCCGAAGACGAGUGGAACUACUUCAAGGGAGAGGGCGAGCGCUCGGAGCAGCAGCGCAGCGAGCCUGACGGAGACGACCAGGACGAGCCGCCGCGCUCAGAGACGCCCUGUCAGGACAAUUCUGCCUGGGAAAGCAGUUCAGUCGACAUGAACAGUUCCCCUCUCAACCCAGACGCCCCGGUGUUUGUGCCUGGCACAGCAGCCGGAGCAGACAUCCUCCUGGCCGAGUCCCCGCGCAAGCCACAGCCAAUGGAUGACAUUGAGCUGCCAGACGUUCAACAGUUUGAGACAGAAGUGGUUCGGCGGCCUGCUGAGCUGCUAGACUUGGAUAAUUGUGAUCAGUUAAAUGGACACCAUAAUGUAUCAAUUGACGGAAUAACAGAACAAUUGAAUGGGAAUGACAAGAACACCCUGGACAGCCUCGGCUUUGGAUUCAGUGUAGGCGUGGAGCCCGACAAGGCAAAGGAUAUCAGUCUCAUACAGGACUUCGACAGAAUACAGAAAGACACCACUGAUUUCUGUAAUAUACAGGUAUUCCAAGCACACUCUGAAACAAAUCCGUUCGCAUCAGACGACAAUGAAGAGUUACUAGAAAGACUGAAGAGCAAAGAGCGAGACCCGAUGAGCAUGAGCUUCUACCAGGAGAAGGACGACGACACCUGCGAGCGGCUGCUCGACGGGCCCGUCGACCUCAACGCCGUGCAGCCGCUGCCCGACGCCGACGACAACGACGACCGCGACGGCCACGACGACAAGGAGAACGUCAGCCCCCGUCCCGACAACGACCACCCACUCCCCAACAACGACCACUUCGACCAGGGUGCUAACUUCAUAGACUACGUCAACAACUCUAACAACUUACAAAACUUCCCCAACAUAGAUCUACAGACUGACUGCCCGCCCCAAGAUAACGUCAUGCAGACGGACACGCCCGAAUCUCACAAGCUCCUGUUCGAACAGAUACCCGAAAUACCCGACGGCAAGAGCUCCGAAUUGGGUUUCAACGAGGAUAUUCAGGAUCCUUCGGAUCGAGCGAUCACACCGCAGGAGGAAACGUCCCAGGAUGUCGAAAUGGAGUGCAAACCGGAGACGCCCUGCGAGCCCGCCUCGCGCCCCGAGUCGGCGCAGGAACUCCCACAGACACAAAACGAAAUCGUAGAGGCGGAACACGCUGCUUUCGAAGAGUUCUCUCAACGGGCGGAACAUACUGAUAAUCUAUUGGAAAACGACCUGCACGAAUCACACGCUACUGAAAAUCACGAGCAUUCCAACGAGCACCUGGCGCCGUCCCCCACGCCCGCGGGCCGCGGCGACGCCACCCCGGAGCCGACGCACGAGCUCCAAGAGAACGUUAAGGCUGAAAUACACAACUACGACAGGAUCGACGACCACUUCGACGCCGUCGCCGCGCGCGAGGACGACACGAUCGAGCCCCGGGACGCGGAGACGCCACACGACUUGCACGAGGAAGUCGACCUCCUGUCGGCCACCGCCCACGAGAGCGAGACGACCGCGUCGCCGUUGCCCAGCGAGACGCCGCUGUCGCCCGCGCCGCACCACGAGGAGCUCCUCGCCGCCUCCCCCGCGCCCGCGCCCUCCCCGCUGCCCGCGGCCAGCCCCGCGCCCGCGGACACGGACCUCCUCUCGAGCCUCGCGGCCGAGUCGCCCGCACCCUCGCCGCUCCCGGCGGAGGUGCCGCUCCCCAGCGAGUCGUCCCUGCCGUCCGAGUCUCCCCUCCCGGCGGCCUCCCCGUUGCCCGUCGAAUCGGUUCUCCCCGUAGAGCCCGAGAUUCUGAGGGAAUCCCCGCCGCCGGUGGAGAUCGAGCCGCCGAGCGCGUCGCUCGCCCCCGAAUCUGCGGAGUCGCCGCUGCCCGCCGAGCCGGAGCUGCGGCCCGAGACCGCGUCGCCCUUCGCCGCCGCGCCGUCGCCCGCGCCGCCCGCCUGCGAUCGCCUCACGCCGGAGCCGCCCCGCGAGGAGCGAGCGCGGACGCCCGCGGCCGCCUCCGGCCCCGCCCCCGACAUCGUUCCCGAGGAGCGGGUCGAACAAUCGCACAGAGACCUCGUCACCGAUAUAGAUAUCGGCAUCCCCGAGUCGCACGCGCAGGAAAUCUGCGUCCCCGUCACGAGCGAGAUCACCGACGAGGCCGUGCAGCUGCCCGCCGGCACGCCGCCGCCGAUGCCCGCCGUCGACCUCGUCGCGCCGCCGCUCGAGGUGCCGGCCGCCGAGCCCGCCGACGCAUCUCUCGCGACGGCCGCCGUCGGCGCGGUCGCCGCCGCCGCCGCCGCCGCCACCGCCGCCACCGCCGUCGCCGCGACCGCGGCCGCGGCCGCCAAGGCGAAGACCCCCGCCAAGAAGACCGCCGCGUCCCCCGCCCCGAGGACGGCCGCGACCCCCAAGUCCGCGACGAAAGCGGCCGCGCCCGCCUCCGCCGGCAGGAAGCCCGCCGCCGCGCGCCCCGCCGCCGCCCGCGCGUCGCUCACCAAGUCCCCCGCCGCCCCCGCGCUCGCUAGGCCGAGGGCCGCCCCCACCCCGACGGCGGCGCGGCCCUCGCCCCGGCCCGCCGCCAAGAGCUCGCCCGCGCCCGCCAAGGAGGGGCCGACGACCGCCAAGCCCGCCGCGCCCCGCGCCGCGCCCGCCCCCCGCGCGGCGCCCAAGGCGGCCAGCACGCGGCCGGCGCCCGCCGCGCCCCGGGCGGCGCCCACGACCAGGCCCGCCACGGCGCCCGCGGCCCGCCCCGCCGCGCCGCGCCCCGCCGCCCGCCCCGCGCCCCGCCCGGCGCCGCAGCCCGCCAAGCCCCGGGAGGUGAAGGCGGCCGAGAAGAAGCCUCUCACGAACGGCGACGCGAAGGUGCCGCCCCCGAUCAGGAGGGUGCCCGUCGCCGCACGGCCGGCGCCCCGCCCGGCGACCGCUCCUGCGACGGCACCGGCGACCAAGCCCGCCGCCCCACGGCCGGCCGCUCGCGCUCCGCUGGCGGCGCGCGCGGCGCUGGACAAGCAGAGCAAGGACCUGGCCAACAAGCGCAUCACCGCCAAGGCCGCGCCGCCCAGGACUGCCCCCACUAAGACGGCUCCCGCAAGCAAGACAUCAGCAGUAAAGAGCGUACCCAAGAAGCCGCUUGUGAAGCCCACCAACGGGCUCGUGAACGGCGACGGCGCCGGCGACGAGCUGAAGCCGCCGCCGUCGCCGCCGGCCGCCGACAACGCGCUGCUGCCGGACGUGAUCGCGUGAGCGCGCGUCGCCAGGUCGCCGCAGAGUACACACUCGACGUUAAGGUUCACUCAGGCCGCCCGCGGUGGCGGGAGCCUCGAUCUCGGAACGCCCCAGUGAUCGAUUCCUAUUAUUUCCGCUUGAAUUUUGUGAUUUUCUAUAAGUGUAUGAUAGUUGACGCGUUAGGUGCGGGAACGUGUUCCCGGGGUAUAUUAGAGUCGCUUUAUAGACGUACGUCGCCGGUUCGUUACGCGGGCCGAACCCCGCAACGGUUAUUAUUCAUUAUUAUGAUAUGAGUCUGUUUUUAGAAUUUUAUAUUACCAACGAAUGAUUGAUUUAAAAUCUGGCUUUUAAUUUAUUAUCUUUGUAUAACCGUAUUAUUUAAAUAAAAACGUGAGGAAGGACUGA